Messenger RNA from Oenanthe melanoleuca, 2363 nucleotides. RefSeq names its product neuronal acetylcholine receptor subunit alpha-7-like. Gene Ontology annotation, biological process: regulation of membrane potential; signal transduction; nervous system process. NCBI's taxonomy places the organism in Eukaryota, Metazoa, Chordata, Aves, Passeriformes, Muscicapidae. Gene Ontology annotation, cellular component: postsynaptic membrane; synapse; neuron projection. The record is from RefSeq and is a predicted model, not a curated record. Gene Ontology annotation, molecular function: acetylcholine-gated monoatomic cation-selective channel activity; transmembrane signaling receptor activity.
AGGUACAGUAUGUGGAGAUGUGGAAAGCGUCUCCGAGGCAGCACACUCCCCCUUCUUGCAGUACAUACACAGCUGUGUGAGAGGAUCACUUGCAUUUGCUCCUGACCGGGGAAAGGCUCAGUGUGUCCAGCAAUGUGAGUCCAAAGGAAUGUAACCUGUUCCUUUGUGUUUGGAUUUACUGACCAAGCACUGAGCUGAUUUGGCUCCUGGGGACCGGAGAAGCACAUGAGCAAAUGCACUUUUCUCCCCUGGUGGGAAGGUGGUUUGAUGCCUUAUUAUUGUAAUUGCCAAAUCCAUUGGUCAUCACAGGCUGUGUUCGAGACUUCAUCCUCUUUCACCCUCUGCUCAGGAAGGAGAGCCAGCUUAUUUUGACAAUGCUCACAGAAAAGUGCUUGGCAUUUGUUUAUUCUGCGCUGUAUCUCUGGUCAUCCUUGUUCCUCUCACUCUUUAAAGUCUCUCAGCAGGGGGAAAGCCAGAGACAUUUGUAUAGAGAACUGCUGAGGAACUACAAUCGUCUGGAACGACCUGUAGUGAAUGACUCCCAGCCGCUCGUAGUCGAACUCCGGCUUUCCUUGCUGCAGAUAAUUGAUGUGGAUGAGAAGAAUCAGGUGUUGAUCACCAAUGCUUGGCUGCAGAUGUACUGGGUUGAUGCUUAUUUGUCUUGGGAUCAGUAUAAAUAUCCAGGAGUGCAGAACUUGCGAUUUCCCGCUGACCAGAUUUGGGUACCGGACAUUCUUCUGUAUAACAGUGCAGAUGAAAGAUUUGAUGCAACAUUUCACACAAAUGUGCUGGUGAACUACUCUGGAUCCUGUCAAUAUAUUCCUCCAGGCAUUUUGAAGAGCACAUGUUACAUUGAUGUCCGCUGGUUCCCCUUUGAUGUGCAGAAGUGUAAUUUGAAGUUUGGCUCCUGGACUCACAGUGGCUGGUUGAUUGACCUGCAGAUGCUCGAGGCUGAUAUUUCCAACUACAUCUCAAAUGGAGAAUGGGAUUUAGUGGGUGUCCCAGGGAAGAGAAAUGAGUUGUACUAUGAAUGCUGCAAAGAACCAUACCCAGAUGUGACGUACACCAUCACCAUGCGUCGACGCACCCUCUACUAUGGCUUGAACUUACUCAUUCCCUGUGUUCUCAUAUCUGGCUUAGCACUGCUUGUAUUCCUUUUGCCAGCUGAUUCAGGAGAGAAGAUUUCUUUAGGUAUCACUGUUCUUCUUUCCCUGACUGUGUUCAUGCUGCUUGUGGCUGAGAUCAUGCCUGCAACUUCUGACUCAGUCCCACUAAUAGCUCAAUAUUUCGCUAGCAUCAUGGUCAUCGUUGGUCUGUCUGUGGUGGUAACAGUGCUGGUUCUGCAGUUUCACCAUCAUGACCCCCAAGCAGGAAAGAUGCCCAAAUGGGUCCGUGUCAUCCUGCUGAAUUGGUGUGCUUGGUUUUUACGGAUGAAAAAACCUGGGGAGAACAUAAAGCCCCUCUCUUGCAAAUACAGCUAUUCCAAGCACCAGCUGAGUGUGAGCAGCCUGGAGGUGAACGUCCUUCCUGGGCACCAGUCCAGCAAUGGCAACACCAUCUACAGCUACCACUCCGUGGAGAGCCCGUGCUGCCCACAGCAGAACGACCUGGGCAGCAAGGGUGCAAAGAUGACUUGCCCCUUAGCAGAAGAUAUCGAGCUUGUGCAGAAGAAAGCUUUAAUGGAUACCCUUCCAGUGAUUGUGAAGAUCCUGGAGGAAGUCCAGUUCAUAGCAAUGCGGUUCAGGAAACAAGAUGAGGGUGAAGAGAUCUGCAGUGAGUGGAAGUUUGCAGCUGCUGUCAUAGACAGAUUAUGUCUGGUUGCAUUUACCCUUUUUGCCAUCAUUUGCACAUUUACAAUACUCAUGUCUGCUCCAAAUUUUAUAGAAGCUGUUUCAAAGGAUUUUGCAUAAGGUUUUCAAAGAUGAGCAUGGAAAUCAAAAAGUAAAAAUUGCCAGUAAUUUUACUAGAUAAUUUAACUCAAAUAGAGAAGUGUACUUACAUGUGCUAACAUACACAGAAGGGGAUUAAAAUAAUUUCAGGACAUAAUUAUUCCUGAUGUUAGUGAUUGUAGUUACUGAAUAGUAAAUGUAUUGAACUCUGUUACUUAUUCCAUAGAUUAGUGCCACAUAUACUUAUGUCAUGAUCUGUGAUAAGUGAUAGACAAGAAUUUAAUACAGUACAAUACUACAAUAUAUUUAUUACAAGUUAACACUAGUAUCAAUGUCUUACUUUGAAUUUGUGAACUUUUGGAUAUUGUUAAUUUAAAUUAUCAUUGAAGACUAUAAGUUUUGCAUACUUUUGUUGUUUUCAGUAUGUCUAUGUUUUAUAACUACUGUUUGGUGUGGCUGUGACAUGCACUUCUC